UCCAUCGGUACACUCCGGUGCUCGCCUCGCUUCUUUUUCUGUGUGGCUGAACUGCCAUAGAUUAAAGCUCACCUUCGUUUCCCAGCGCAUCUAAAUUUCCAGGUGCUGACCAUCCAUUGGAAAGUUACGCACGGCUCAUUGGAGAGAUGGAAGAGUAGUUUGACUUCUGUUCUUGGAAUUAUCAAGCAUCGGGAAAGUGGCUCUCGUAGCAUCUGGCUCCCUGGGCUGAAGUUACAAGGAGCUCCAAGGGUAGAAAUUGGAAGAUGAAAGGCGAGAGAUUAAGCUGAAAGGAACAGUGGGUGUUGUCAGAGAUUAAACUUGGAGACAUCCAGGGAUGCCAGCUCUGUAAGAAUCAUGCAGGUCACAUGGUCAGGUACCACAGUCCUCAUCAUUUUCACCUUGCUGCAGUUUGUCCAGUCGGAGCUGUCGGAGGGUCCUUUGGUUCCAGACACGGGGACUCAGGAGGGGACUAGCAAUAGGGCCACAGAGGCCCCCACUGCAGAACACGAUGACGACAACUCUCUGGGCUAUACAGGGUCCCGUCUGCGGCAGGAAGACUACGCACCCCGUAUUGUGGAACACCCCUCUGAUCUGAUUGUAUCCAAGGGCGAACCAGCCACCCUAAACUGCAAGGCGGAGGGGCGGCCCAACCCCACCGUGGAGUGGUACAAGGAUGGAGAGCGUGUGGAAACGGACCGGGACAACCCUCGAUCCCACCGCAUGCUCCUGCCCAGCGGCUCGCUCUUCUUCCUGCGUAUCGUACACGGCCGUCGCAGCAAACCCGACGAAGGCUCCUACGUUUGCGUGGCCCGUAACUACCUGGGAGAAGCAGUCAGCCACAACGCCUCACUGGAAGUAGCUAUUCUUCGAGAUGAUUUCAGACAGAACCCUGUGGAUGUGAUGGUGGCGGCGGGCGAGCCAGCGGUCAUGGAGUGCCAGCCGCCCCGCGGACACCCAGAACCCACCAUCUCCUGGAAGAAAGAUGGAGUCACCAUAGACGACAGAGAUGAGAGGAUAACGGUAAGGAUAUCUGACAAGCCACUACACACAUUUGAUGCAGGGAAGUACGUGUGUGUGGGAACCAACAUGAUGGGGGAACGGGAGAGCGAGAUCGCAGAGUUGACCGUUCUCGAGAGGCCCAGUUUUUUGCGAAAGCCGAGCAGUCAGUCUGUUCUGGUGGACCAGAGUGUGGAGUUCAGAUGUGAGGCUCAAGGGGAUCCCGUGCCCACCAUCCGCUGGAGGAAAGAGGACGGAGAUCUUCCCAAGGGAAGGCAUGAGAUCUGGGAGGACCACACGCUCAAACUGAAGAGACUGACCUCAGGAGACGCCGGUACUUACACCUGUCAGGCGGAGAACAUGAUGGGGAAGACGGAGGCCAGCGCCACCCUCACCGUCCACGUUGUGUCUGUUCCUCCUGUGUUUGUGGUGCGACCCAGGAAUCAAGUGGUCGGUAUGGGUCGCACCGUGACCUUUCAAUGCGAAGCCACAGGAAAUCCUCAGCCUGCCAUAUUUUGGCAGAAAGAAGGCAGUCAGAACCUUCUGUUCUCUUCUCAACCUCCUCCACCUUCCAGUCGAUUCUCUGUCUCUCAGACGGGCGAUCUGACCAUCACAGCAGUGGAGCGUUCAGACGGAGGCUACUACAGCUGUCAGGCUUUGAACAUCGCUGGCAGUGUGAUCACCAAAGCCCUGCUGGAGGUUACAGACGGUGAGACGGACGCACUCAGUACAGAUGAGGCCUUAGUGAACGCAAAACUGGGAGACACUGGCAUGUACACCUGCACCGCGUCCACCCCCAGCGGAGAGGCGUCCUGGAAAGCUUACCUGGAGGUGCAAGAGUUUGGUGCUCCGGCUCAGCCGGGUCGACCCACAGAUCCCAACCUCAUCCCCAGCGCCCCCUUCAAACCAGAGGUCACGGAUGUCAGCCGCACCUCUGUGUCUCUGUCCUGGAAGCCCAACCUGAACGCUGGAGCCACGCCCACCUCUUACAUCAUAGAAGCCUUCAGCCAUGCGGCGGGCAGCAGCUGGCAGACGCUGGCGGAUCACGUGAAGACGGAGAGCUUCGUCCUAAAGGGUCUGAAGCCCAGCGCCAUCUACCUGUUCCUGGUGAGAGCGGCUAAUGCGUACGGCCUGAGUGACCCGAGCCCCAUCAGCGACGCUGUCAAAACACAAGACGUCCCACCAACCAGUCAGGGAGUGGACCACGGGCAGAUCCAGAGGGAGCUGGGAGAUGUUGUCAUUCACCUCCACAAUCCCACAAUUCUCUCCUCGUCAUCUGUCAGAGUCCAGUGGACUGUCGAGCAGCAGUCUCAGUACAUUCAGGGCUAUAAGGUGAUGUACCGGCCGUCCCCAGAGGGCGCUCAGCAGCGGGUGGAAUGGGCCAUGCUUGAGGUUCGAACCCUGGGGGAGAACAGCGCAGUCGUCACCCAGCUCAAGAAGGGCGUGACCUAUGAGUUCAAAGUCCGACCUUUCUUCAAUGAGUUCCAAGGCACCGACAGCGACAUCAAAGUGGGCAAGACCCUGGAGGAAGCGCCCAGCGCCGCUCCCAGGGGGCUCACCGUAACGGGAAGCGGAGACAACGGCACAGCUAUUCUGGUAUCCUGGCAACCGCCCCCAGAGGAGGAGCAGAACGGCGUGGUGCAGGAGUAUAAGAUCUGGUGUCUUGGUAAUGAAAGCCGAUACCACAUUAACCGCACAGUGGAUGGAUCCACACACUCGGUUCUGAUUCCCGGCCUGGUUCCAGGGGUCACGUACAGGGUGGAGGUGGCAGCCAGCACAGGGGCUGGUCCCGGGGUGAAGAGCGAGGCUACAUCCUUCCAGCUGGACUCGUCAGGCCGCGUUCUUCCGCCGCCGCUGGACGAUGACAAUACGAUUUCCCAGCAGAUCUCAGACGUGGUGCGUCAGCCGGCCUUCAUCGCGGGCAUCGGCGCGGCCUGCUGGAUCAUCCUCAUGGUCUUCAGCAUCUGGCUGUACCGCCACCGUAAGAAGAGGAACGGCCUCAGCAGCAGCUACGCCGGCAUCCGCAAAGUGCCCUCCUUCACCUUCACCCCCACAGUGGCCUAUCAGAGAGGAGGAGAAGCUGUCAGCAGUGCUGGAAGGCCAGGUUUGUUGAAUAUAGGUGAACCAGCUACCCAGCCCUGGCUCGCGGACACAUGGCCGAACAGCUGCUCCAAUCACAAUGACUGCACCAUCAACUGCUGCACCGGCAGCAAUGGAAACAGCGACAGCAACCUGGCCACCUACAGCCGCCCAGCCGACUGCAUCGCCAACUACAGCAACCAGAUGGACAACAAGGCCAGCAACCUGCUGGCUCCCGACACGGGCCUUUACAGUGACGUGGACCUCUCCAACAAGAUCAACGAGAUGAAGACCUUCAACAGCCCCAACCUAAAGGAUGGCCGUUUCGUGGGGCCUGGCGGUCAGCCUACGCCCUAUGCCACCACCCAGCUCAUCCAGUCCAGCCUGGCCAACAACAACGUGAACAGCAGCAGCGGCGGAAGUGGAGGAGGAAGUGCCGACCUCAACGAGAAGCAGAGCUGGAAGAGCAGCCAAGGAACACCUCAAAAACAGGCCGACAUCAACACGCCACUGCAGUAUAACGUCAUGGAACAGAACAAACUGAAUAAGGACCACUAUCGAGGUGAGGGGCCCAUCUCAGGCACCAUCCCCUAUAACCAGGCCCAGGACGCCCUUACAGGAGGAACCUACAGCAGCUCUGACAGAGGGAGCAGCACCUCUGGAAGUCAAGGACAGAAAAAAGGUGGGCGAACAACUAAACAGGCCAAACAGAACACAAUGAAUUGGACCGAACUGUUGCCUCCUCCUCCGGUUAAUCCACCACCGUGUCAGGAAUACACCCUUGCGAUGGACGACAGUUAUGACACAGACCUGCAGUGCCCUUUGCCGCCGUCGCGUAUGUAUCUGCAACCUGACGAGCUAGAAGAGGAGGAGGAAGAGGUGGAGCUGGAGCGUGGACCUACACCGCCCAUACGGGGAGCUGCUUCCUCACCUGCCGCUGUGUCCUACAGUCACCAGUCCACCGCGACCCUCACCCCGUCCCCUCAGGAGGAGAUGCAGCCCAUGCUGCAGGAUAACCCCGACCUACACGAGCGCAGGCGACUCUUGGUGAGCCCACCCCCUCCACCACGCCCCCUCUCCCCUCCGCACACGUACGGCUACAUAUCCAGCCCCCUGGGUCUGGACACGGACGGCCUGGAGGAAGAAGAGGACGAGGAAGAGGGUGACGAGACGGAUGCGGAGGUGGCUCGAGUCCACCAGCUCCACACCCACCCUCACCAGCAGCACUUGCCCCAGCAGAGGGCUCUCCUGCGGGGCCUGGAACAGACCCCGGCCUCCAGCACCUGUGACCUGGAGAGCUCUGUCACCGGGUCUAUGAUCAACGGCUGGGGCUCAGCUUCAGAGGAGGACAACGCCUCAUCGGGUCGUUCCAGCGCCGUCAGCUCAUCGGACGGAUCUUUCUUUACCGAUGCUGAUUUUGCCCAGGCUGUAGCAGCUGCGGCCGAAUAUGCUGGUUUACGAGUGGCAAAGCAUCCUGGGAAAGGCCACCAUCAGCUUCCAGUGUCUGGAGCACGGAAAUACCAAAACCUCCCUGUGGGACACCGUCCAGGCAGCCCAGUGUCCACAGACAGUAAUGUUAGUGCAGCCCCGGGUCAGAGGAGGCCUCUAAAGAGGCAAAAACAACAUCCAGCUGCUCAGACAGGCUAUCAGCGCCGAGAGGCCUACUCAGAGGAUCUUCCCCCUCCUCCGAUUCCUCCUCCAGCCAUGCUGAAGUCUCCAACUCACCCGGCCAAAACCAUCCCAGAGGGCCCACGGGGGGCCAUGUCGCCCAGAUCCAGUUCUGCUGAUGGCAAGGACAAGCGAACGGGUUCGGGCGGACCCAGACCCCGGGAUGGCUCGGACACUCGGACCAGCUCUUCAGAACGGCGGGAGGGCCAGGAUGUAAAGAAGGGUCAGAGAACGGGGAAAAGCAACAAACAAGAUGCCGGUGCAGGCCAUAAGAGCCGCCAACACCCAGGCUCAGAGGACAUCCUACCUUAUAGUCGCCCAUCUUUCCCAGGCGUCCACAGUCCUCGUGGAGAAAGGGACCCCAGCUCCUCCAGUUCACUGUCCUCUCGAGGAUCCGGUGGACGGCGGAGAGGUGAAGGGGCCCGCAGAAACCCUGCAGAUUUUGGGCUGAACACCAUAGGAGCCUUCCAGACAGGAGGGGAGGAGCUUGAGAUGGUGGAGAGCUGAAGAUAAAAAUACGGCUGUCAAAUGUUCCUCAGCAACCAUCUUCAGCACAGUUUGACCAUCUCGGCGGUAUCUUUUACUGAAAACUACCGACAUAGAGUCACGUUUGGAAAACUGACCAACCAUUCUUCAUUUAUUUACCUUAAUUUUCGAUUGUGCAUUUAAAGAAGAAAAGACAGAAGAAAAACAAAGGGUGCAUUUGAGAGGGGCUAAUGCAAUUUUGUUUUGAUUCCAAUGCAAUAUGACGUAUCCGUUAGCUCCUGAAACUGAUUAUGGCUUUGUUCACCUUGGCGAGAAGGUUGUCAGUCAGCUGUUACUGUAAUGAAACUCCAGGCACAAAGGGACUGACUGACUGACAUGUACAUACACGUGUAUACACAUCUAACUGUCUUUUAUAAUCCAUUGUGGUACAUUAAAUUUGUCUUCCUCUGUUUAUUUGAAUAAUUUUUAAAUUACGCCGGUUAAUAUAAUUUUUUUUUUAAUAGCCGUCAUCCUGGUUGUAAAUUUUCAUAGUGUUUAAACUGCCCCAGGAAAAGUGCCACAUUUGGAAAGUUAUUGUUUGUUUUUUAAUGCACUGUUAUUAUUUUUCUCAUUGUCGAUGUUUGUUGUUCUAUGUUUGACUUUGGUUUUAAAAGCACAAUCACUAAACUUUAUUUUGAACCAUGUUAUCGAUUAACCUUUUUGUCUUACCGAGGGGAGCGUGGACGGUACGGCAAAAGGCCUCGUUAAACCUGUUGAUGUAGGGUUAUGAGAAAAGAAAAUGAAAAAGGAUAAGCUGUUUACAAAUGAGUGAAUGAAUGGAAACGAAUCCCUUCAUCCUUACCUUCGGUGUCUUUUCCAGAUUCUCAUUCCAGCUCAAGACAUCCUGCAAAAAUGAAAUAUACAGGAAUUAAUGCAGGGAUGUUAUGUUUACGAAAGUAUUGCUCCACCUGUGCACUUUCGUUAUUA
Molecule: messenger RNA, 6195 nt
Organism: Sinocyclocheilus rhinocerous
Lineage: Eukaryota; Metazoa; Chordata; Actinopteri; Cypriniformes; Cyprinidae
Gene: robo1
Product: roundabout, axon guidance receptor, homolog 1 (Drosophila)
Exons: 33
Coding region: 355-5250 (1631 amino acids)
Biological process (GO): axon midline choice point recognition; Roundabout signaling pathway; axon guidance
Molecular function (GO): axon guidance receptor activity; protein binding
Source: RefSeq, a predicted model, not a curated record